Rhodamnia argentea is the source of this 1988-nucleotide messenger RNA. RefSeq lists its product as uncharacterized. The transcript is spliced from 5 exons. NCBI's taxonomy places the organism in Eukaryota, Viridiplantae, Streptophyta, Magnoliopsida, Myrtales, Myrtaceae. Bases 118 to 1839 code for a protein of 573 amino acids. Gene Ontology annotation, molecular function: mRNA binding. Gene Ontology annotation, cellular component: cytoplasm. The record is from RefSeq and is a predicted model, not a curated record.
CCGCCCCGCUUCUGCUUCGCCGUGAGACUGACUGUGAUAGAUUCAUGGACGACGUCAUGACUUAAACCCUAAAUAAACCUCUCGCUUUCUCUCUCUAGCACCCCCUUCUCUCUCUCGAUGUCACGAACCCCACUCUCUCUCCUCAUCCUCAAGCGCCUCUCCCCUCCUUGCCCGGCCCCUAGACCCUACCCCCUCUUCGCCGGAAGACGGUACUCCUCCUCCUCUCCCUCGGCUCCUUCGCCGGAGCCGCCGCCGAAGCCGUCCAACCUCUCGGCUCGCCUCAGCUUUGUGUUCGAACAGAUCGACGCCAUCGAGAAGGAGCGCGAGCGGUCUCAGAAGGACGAGACUCUCCAGCGGAUACGCGCCUGGCGCGAGGCGAAGAACGGUCACUUGUCGCAGAGCGUGGGCGCCGAGACGGCGGGAACGGCCGGGGCAUCGAGCUUGGAUGGUGAUGGUAAGGAUGGGAGUUCGAGGGAGGAAGUGGGUUCGCCUGAGAGUGGAGUGAGUGGUUCCAAAGGAGGGGAGUCGGUGAAGGAGGUGGAGUUGGUGCAUCCGUGGAGAGAGUGGAUUGAGUUGAUGGAGAGGCUAGUGCAGCAGAAUUACUUUGAUCAUAGGAGGAAGGAUGAGGACAGGAUGGUGAGGGAAUCGGGGUUCGAGGUAGAAGAUAUUCCGGAGGAGCGUUUCGAUGGUAAUGCCGAUCUCAAGACUGUUCAGACGGCUUGCUUGAAUUUUGGGAAAGACCGGUUUGACAUCUUGAGGUCAUUGUCGAGACAGGACAUUCAAAUUCUUGUUGGUUAUGGAUGCCCUAGUGCUGACAAGAAGGUGGUUAUGGCUGCCAAACUGUUGAGAAAGCAUGUGCACCUUGAUGAAGGAGAUGUGUGUAGUUCCUGCAAUCUGAGGAGCUCCUGUGAAAAAGCAUAUCUUUUGACCAACAAAGAGGACGAGGCACGAACGAUUGAUGUAAUGCGAGUUUUGGCUACAUUUGGUCUUGAUCAUGCCCAUGGCUUAGUGGCAAAUAAACCUCUUCUGAAGCAAAAAUCUGUGAAAAUUGUUGUGCGCAAGUUGCUUCAUCAGGUUGUUAAGUUGAGUGCAGUUCCUAUUGAUCCAAACCUUCCCCCUCCAGUUAUCAAAAGACCUCCACCUAAGGUCAAACAACCUCCACCAACUCCAAAGAGACGAGUUGGACGGGAUGAUGUAGAAAUGAAGAAAGGAGACUGGUUAUGUUCUAAGUGUGACUUCAUGAAUUUUGCAAAGAAUACAGUGUGCCUACAGUGUGAUGCAAAGCGUCCAAAGAGACAGCUGCUUCCAGGAGAAUGGGAAUGCCCAGAGUGCAACUUCUUAAACUACCGGAGAAAUACGGCCUGCUUCCAUUGCGAUUGCAAGCGCCCGCCUGACCAGUUCAUGGAAGACAAAUUGCAGGAAAGACAUCAGAAUCCAAGGACAAGGCUGGAGAGGACUGCCAGCCGCCCAGAAGUCUCUAAUGCAUGGAACUUUGAUUUUGAUGAUGAUGAAUCUGAUGGAGCAGAUGUUGCUGCUUUUGAGUAUGCAGACUCGUCAAUGAAGGGCAAAGAUUCCUGUUUACAUAGCCCGGAGCAGGGGAGGAAUCAUCAAGGGUUUGAAGAAGAUUUUCGUCGUGAUAAUAAAUUCCCAAGAGUUGUUAACAGAGAAUACUCUGAUUCCGAUCACGGUUCUCGUACUGGUUUUGACGAUUUUGAUGAUGAGGAAGAUGACGUGGACAGAUACGAGCUAGAUGCACGGAAUAAUCCACCGGUUAGGAAUGGGUCAUCAAUAGACUUUUCCGAGUUUGAAGGGGACUCGGGUCCGAAGAUGGAGACGUAGACAAUAAAUCACUUGCCCGACAAAAACCAAGGUUACCCUCUCCCAAUAGGCAAUUGAAACCCUUACAUCGCGGGCCCUCUGUUCCUGGUUCAUAUGAUGAUGAAGUUGAUUUUGAUUCCGAGGAUGAGAGUUCAGUCCGUCCUAAUUGG